Molecule: messenger RNA, 3914 nt
Organism: Rhopilema esculentum
Lineage: Eukaryota; Metazoa; Cnidaria; Scyphozoa; Rhizostomeae; Rhizostomatidae
Product: glutathione S-transferase P
Biological process (GO): glutathione metabolic process
Cellular component (GO): cytosol
Molecular function (GO): glutathione transferase activity
Source: RefSeq, a predicted model, not a curated record
CAAAUCUCGUUUCCAAGCUAUACACACGUGGAAAAAUGGCGCCGCCUGUUGCCGAGAACGUUCUUGUUGCAUUAAUCUGUGUUACCGUCGCUAUCAUAUACAGUGGAAAGACAGAAUUUGCAUUGCAGAAAAUUAGUGAAAUAAUUCACCGGAAGCCAGGCUGUAACCCAAUACCGUCGGUUGAAAAUGUCACCCUUCAUUACUUUGCAGGUAGGGGGCGGGGUGAAGCUAUUCGAAUGUUGAUGGCCAAUGCGGAAGUACCAUGGUCAGAGACUAAAUUUACAAAGGAAUCGUGGCCAGAAGCGAAAGAAGCUGGAGUUAGUAAUGGGAUAUAUACGUUUGGACAAGUGCCUGCAGUUACAACAAGUGGGGGACAUCAUCUUGUUCAGUCAAUAGCAAUUCUUCACUACCUGGGUCGCUCAGUUGGCUAUGAUUGUGACUGUGCAGAUUUACACUGGUGUGAGCAAAUUGCACUUGGCCUUGAGGACAUUACACAGAGGUUGUCAAAAUUGGUUUAUAAUAAGGACGAUUUCAUAGUUGAGAAGAUUGAUGAAUAUCUGGACACAACACUACCCACCUGGCUUACCUUUUUUGAAAAGAUUGCUCCAGUUCUUGAUGAAAGUGCCAAGGAACUGACAUUUGCAAGUGAAAGAUUGACAUGGGUGGAUUUUCUUGUUUUCAAUAUGAUUGAGAAAAAUUAUGCCUUUGAGAAUGCAGUUAGUGGAGCUAGAGGUAAAUCUGUCGAUGUACUGGAAAAGUUUCCAAAGCUGAAAAGAUUCUACGAAGAGUUUCAAAACAGACCAAAACUUCAUGCCUAUUUGAACAACAAGGAAAGACCACCAUUUAAGUUGCCCUUCCCUAUCAUCAAUUAAAAACAAGAUUCUUAAAAGCUUCUGGUUCACUUAAACAUAUUUGUUUUCUCUUUUACUGCAUUCUAUGCACUAAGUAGAAGUGGUGGGGUUGGGAUUUUCGGAAACCUAUCUGAAAAAUGUUGUUAAACAUAUUUUUUUGUUUUGAAAAUAUUGAUAAAUUAAAAAAACUUGAAAAAUCAUGGUACUUGUCCCACCUUUCAGGAGACCUGAUUUCUGCUGCUAAGAAGUAUGUACCGGCUGAAGUUUCCAAAAGUUUCUAUUCCAAAAAAAGCUUUGUCACAUAAACUACAAUGAUGUUACGUUUUUGAAUACAAAACAGAAAGGGUAAAAUCACUGGUCCUUUUCACCCUAACAUAAGCAGCUAUUUUAUUUGCAAUGUCACCAUUUGAGGCAUUUCACUCUGCUUUUAAUACGGGAAGGUCCUUUUCUGACAAUAUUAUAUUGAAAGAAAUGUGAAUUGACCAACCAAAUAACAAUACUUAGACAGCUGUUAUUAUAAAGUGUCCAUCUAACAAAAAACUGAGAUAAAAAGGCUGCUCUAGAAAUCUUACACCACAUUUGCGGUAGUCUGUGUGAUCCUGUCAACCUUUAAAUAAAUCUAUGUUAAACAAAAAAUAGUUUGUGUAAAUUAACCUGUUCUUGCUUCUUAAAAAGGUCCAUAUCAUGAAAUGUAUAUGCAUUUGUGAAUUGUAUCUUCUCGUACAAACGAAUUUUUCUCAUGAACAUAAUAUGAAGCAACUCAACAGAUGUUUUCAGUUUCCUUAGUAUUUUUUCUCUGCAGCAUGGUUAAUGACUUAAUAAUAUUUACUUGGAUUAGCUUUGAAUCAACUAAAUCCAUUUAUCACCAACACAAAACUGUUAUGACCACAGUGAGGGUUAAAUUUUUGCAGGGGCUUCACUUAGGAAAAAAUGUCUGAUAUACAUAAACUCUGACAUAUGCAGAAAGUUUCUAAAUUUGAGAAAUUUAACAUUAAAGUUAUCCAACUGAACUAAUUUUUGAAAAAAUUGAGAAUGUUUUGCAAACAGAAUUAAAAUGUUUAAUUGUUCUUCUUUGCUUUCUGAAAAAUUUUAUACAUUUUAAUGCAUGAAUUAUAAAUUCAAAAUUAUUUUUGUGAAACAAGACUGUCAUUAUAACUCUUUGUUUGAGCAUUUUGAAAAGCGUCAACUCUUGUAGCUUUCUUCACACAAUGUUAAAACUGUUACAGCUUUGACUUAAACUUCUUCAUUAGCUUUUCCAGUUUCAUUGCCAUCAUCAUGUCACCUCCAAUUUUCAGUUUUCCUCCCAUAAAAGCUUGGGCAGGGUUCAAUUCUCCAUUAAACAUUUUAAUAAAGUCUUCAGUUUUCAAUUCCAUUGUCACAUUUGCCCCUUCUGGUGCACCUCCUUCACCAACAGACCCUGAAGAUGUAACAUAAAAGACAUAUUAUUUGAACCAUGUUAAUAUAAUUGUAAUUUUAAAGUCUAAACUAUCUAGCAUAGAGCUUAAACUGUUAAAGAUUACAGUUGUUUUAUGCAUUUUAAAAACAAGACCAGAUUACAGGUGAUUGAUAGGUAAUGAGCCUGUGUUUAUGUGGAUAUUUUCUGCUAGUUUGUAACUGAAUUCCCACAUUUAGAUAUAGAGAUAUUUCAUUACCAUCUUGAUUAAAACACUUCUGAGCGUGAUUAUUUAUGAAAUCAUCACUUAAGACACUUAAUUGCACUAAAACUAAAAACAUAAUUAUGUAUCAUUGAGGCUUAGCAUGGUGGAUACCGUAAAUCCUCCAAUUAAUGCCAGGGCGUUUAUUUAGUUUUUUACUUUUGAUGGGGGUGUUUAUUAGAAGGAGGUGUUUAUUUCAAAAAUUAAAAAAUCUCUUUCAUCAUGUUAAACAGAAGUACUUUCAUCAUAUUAAACACAAAUAACAGAUAACAAUUAAACACAAAUAACAAUCAUCCUCGUCUUCAUCUUCCUUGAGGAGAUUGAACGGCUGAUUUGCAUCUUCAAUAUCUGAAUCUACUGGCUCCAUAAUGAAUGGGUUGACAUCUAGCUCCUUGUCAUGGAGCAACAAAGUUUUAUCUCUUAAAAGAAAGGGCUCCCUCAGUGGAGCACAGUUGAUUUUCCUUAAAACAAUGGAUCUUGCGGUCUUCACUGCCAUCUGUCUUCAAAUUAACUUCGCACCCUUGGAAUGCCUCGAUGACAAGAUCUUUUUUUAUCAUUUGCCAAGCUUGUAAAAUACAUUGAACAACAAUGCUCUUUGGUGCUGGCUUCAUGUUUCCUGCUUCGGUAUACUGGUGUAUGCGAUGUGCUAACCACUCUUCAUACAUCUCUGCAAUAUACCCUUUAAAGGGUUUGUUCCAAUAUACAUACAUCAGGGAUCUGAAUGUAUUUUGUGCAGCCACCUGGAACCAAUGCACUUUUGACUUUCAUUCCCUUUAAAGUGCAUUUGACUUAUUCUGUUAGAUGAGCUUUAAAUGUAUCCCAUACAUGAAGUCUCUUAUGAAAAAAACAACCCAACAACCUCUUUACACCACUGUAUCGUAAGUUGUUCGCUAACCCAACCAUUUGGUGAUGAUGUUACAAUGCAAUCCGAACUCCUUAUUCAAUGCAGCAGACUCUCUUUGGGAAGGGGAGUUUAUUAGAGGUAGGCGUUUAAAAGAGGGAAGCGUUUAUUUCAUAUUUACGACUAAUUAAGGGGAGGGCUGUUUAUUGGAGGGAGGGUUUAAAAGAAGGGGGCGUUCAUUGGAGGAUUUAUAGUAUCUUAUUUAGAUUUUACAAGUUUCACAACCUGCUUCCAAAAAAACAACUAUACCUGAGCCAUUCUUUAAAUCCAAGUACCAUUCUGCUUCUUUGUCUCCUUUUAGCUUGAACUGGAAUACACCAUUCACACUUUGAACCAAAUCAUCACUUACAAGACCUUUAAUCUUCUCAAAAACAUACCCGACUUGGUCACCACUACUAGAAUCAGCUGAACUUUCUGGCCUUCCUUGCCUUUUCUUCAUAUCUUUCAUAAACUCUUCUUUUUGUUCUGUACUCGCAUCAUCAAGGAAGAAGUCAGGAAGCAGUUCAG